Molecule: messenger RNA, 255 nt
Organism: Haemonchus placei
Lineage: Eukaryota; Metazoa; Nematoda; Chromadorea; Rhabditida; Trichostrongylidae
Source: the annotation of a GenBank genome assembly
AUGGUGGCUGGCUGUUCGUUCGCCAUUCGCCGCUGUGCAACCGUCGCUGUCACCGCAGCCAGUUCUUCUCCAUCCCGCCCGAUCCAUCCCGUAUUGUCGCAGAUGCAGCUGAUAAGCAUUGACUCAUCUAAACAAUCGUUGUUGGGUAACGUGCAAAACGGUGAUGUUGGUGAGGCCGAGAAGAGGGCUGGGCUGACUCAGGGUCAUGCUUGUCCUUCUCCCCAUAUUGCUACCCCUGGUUACCCAGAACAUUGA